Messenger RNA from Ochotona curzoniae (black-lipped pika), 645 nucleotides. It is a transcript of the gene PPP1R1A, whose product is annotated as protein phosphatase 1 regulatory inhibitor subunit 1A. Gene Ontology annotation, cellular component: cytoplasm. NCBI's taxonomy places the organism in Eukaryota, Metazoa, Chordata, Mammalia, Lagomorpha, Ochotonidae. Gene Ontology annotation, molecular function: protein phosphatase inhibitor activity. Gene Ontology annotation, biological process: intracellular signal transduction. The transcript is spliced from 7 exons. The record is from RefSeq and is a predicted model, not a curated record. Bases 1 to 645 code for a protein of 214 amino acids.
AUGGAGCAAGACAACAGUCCCCGGAAGAUCCAGUUCACGGUCCCGCUGCUGGAGCCGCACCUUGAUCCCGAGGCGGCGGAGCAGAUUCGGAGGCGUCGCCCCACCCCGGCCACCCUCGUGCUGACCAGUGACCAGUCUUCCCCAGAGGUGGAUGAAGACCGGAUCCCCAACCCACUUCUCAAGUCCACCCUGGCUAUGUCUCCACGGCAACGGAAGAAGACAACAAGGACCACUCCCACGAUGAAAGAGCUGCACAUGAUGGUUGAACAGCACCUGGGGCAACAGCAGCAAGGAGAGGAGCCCGACGAAGCCGGCGAGAGCACAGGGAGCCAGGAGUGCUGCCCACCAGGGACCGCGGGCACGGGAGCGGACUCCGCGCUGGGCUCCUCUGGCACAGCACAGAAGCCUGCACAGCCCAGCCCCAGAGCUCAGGAGAGGCGCAGUGAGGAAGCUGGCACAGGGGACCCCACCACCCCGAAGCCACCGGACUGCCAGGGAGCCAGCGCGAGAAUCCACGUGGCCUUUGGGUGGGUGGUCCCUCGGGCCACCUCCACGCCCCUUGGAGCAGAUGUCCCGAUGGAUGGUGCUGAUGGCAUCAAGCACUCUGGCCUCGGCGAGGACCUGGGGGAAGAGGUCAAGGCCUGA